AUGUCACAAGCAGAAUCGAAGGCUGCACCUGUCAAACCUAAAAGGAAGCUCGCAAAGGAUUUGAAAAAGAAGGAAAAGGAAGAGAGACACUCUAAAAGCGACUGGAAAUCACAUUUGUUCACCGAUACUUGCGUCCAAGUGACCGCCUGGUUAUUGCUCACCGUAGGUUUGUGCAUAAUUGCGAGCACUAUUUAUGUGGGAGUUCUAAUACAAGCAAAAAAUAAUGUAGUUUUUCACAAUGACAUUAGUACAACUGAUUAUGAGUACUUAACUGAGAGCAGUACUGCGAAUAACGGGCCAGUAAAAACGACAAUCAUGCUAAAUCAGAGCGUCAGAUCUGUCUGUGCAGAAACUACGGACGAAGAAUUAAAUGAGGGAUGCAAUGAAUAUAAAUGCAAAGUCACUUGUAUGCAGGCAAAUCAGGUGUAUGAAACACUCUACAAAGCCGGUGUGGCUACCCUCUGCCCUGCGAUCGAUGUAUUGCUGAUCAAAGAGCAAACAUUUCCAAGUGGUUUUUUGCGCAAUGACUGGAUCGACUUCCAACGGCCCGUUUCCGAGUUGGUGAUUAGUAACAGUAGUAUUACACUCAUCAAAAGCGGAGCCUUCAAUACGCCGCUAUUUACAUAUACAAAUCUGUUGUCUCUGAGUGAUUUACAAUUGAAAAGAGUCGGCAGUGGAGCGCUACUUGGAUUGCUAUCACUGCGUUAUUUAAUAAUUGACACACCAAUUAAAGAACUAAAUCGCGCCUUCUUCCAGCCGGUACAAUCGACGCUACUACAUUUACGCAUGAACUGCGGUUUGCAUGUCUUACCAGGACAACCGAUAUUCGGUGGGAGUACUUUGGCCAAACUGGAAUAUGCCGAUCUGAGCAAUAACGUAUUUACUGGUCCCUUGACCCGGCAAAUGUUUCGGGCCACUCCCAAUUUGCGUUACCUGCAUUUGUCCAAUUCGCAAAUCAGUGCCAUCAACAGUGAUGCAUUUGAAGAUCUUAAAGACGUUCUGAAAGUGCUCGAUUUGUCUGAAAACUUACUUACCACUAUAUCGAUCAAUACGAUAGGACCACUUCUGGUGGGACCAGGACGCACGCUCGUUAGCUUAGCGUUCAACAGAUGGAAUUGUGUGUGCCAAUUGCAGGAGUUCGCUGAGGCUUAUCGGAUGUUUCGUAAGCAGUUUUUAGGCACCAUAUAUUGCCAUUCACCAUUUCACCGCAAUGGUGAGACCUUGAAUAAACUUAAUUUUGAAGAUGAUGUUUGUACUGAAACAGCGACAAACAAUGGGAGAGAAACAACAGCGCUUACCACAAUCACAUACGCUACAUCUGCACCACCAAGCAAUAGCAGCCGAGUGCCGUCGUUACAAGUUGGCUCUAGUACUGAAUCCAAUUCUAAUUCUAUUUCUGGCUCCACUAGUCGUUCGAAUGUUGAGGACUCAGCAGGUGUCAUUCAAAUGCAUUGCUUGCAUAUACCGACCACGAAUGUAGCGGGCGAACAUGGAUCAACUAGAAGAAUUAAACGUUCAAUUGAAAUAGAAGUUCUUUCGACGGAACCUACUGUCUCCCUAGAGAAAACAACAAAAUCGGGAGAAGAAAGUGUAGAAAGUGAAGAAAGUACUACAAUCAAAACCAAUCCCUAUACUUGGUCAACAGCGGGGCCUGUUACUAGAAAGUCUGACAAUACUACUUCGAGUGAUGGCUUCACCACUAUCGAGACAAAGUCCACGACUAAUCCGGGUCAAAUCAUCCCUUCCAUAUCCAUGACUUACUAUAAAUUUGAGAUACCAUCAUAUACGUUCGAGUUGACUUUGAUGGCUAAUAAAUCUGUGAAAGUGUUGAUAAACAAUUACAACAGCGAAAAAACUGUAAAUAUUAUAUGGUUUAGUCGACAGAAUGAGACAAAUUUUGAAAAGAAUGAAGGUCCUGCUCAAAAUAUCGAUUAUUAUUGUGAAAAGUAUGCACAGCCAUAUUUGAUUGCAAAUGAUCUCGAUGAAAAUUGCACUUACACGUUUUGUAUGCUGCCAGUACCAGCAACACUAGAAUACACCAUCUCACCAUUUAAUUGUCUUCCUAUGUAUGUGCCACCAUCUAAAGAUGCCCACGAAAGCAUAUGGAUUUCCGAGGAUGAGAAGCAAUUCACGAUCAGCAUGUUGUGUUUGAUUUUCACUCUGUCGAUUGUCGUUGGUGGAAUUAUUGCUUACUUUGGUAUCAGAACAUACCCAGAAUUGUUGGAGGGUUCGAAAAAUGUGUUGGUGGUGAAGCGUUCCGAGUCAGAAUCAGGUUACCUGAAAAGUAUGUGUUCUAUUAAAAAGAAACCACUCAGCAGGAGAUCUACAAAGAAGCUUACAGCUUCCCUACCGGAGACUCCACCUACAUCUCUGCCACCACCGCCACCCUUCAGUGUAUCCACAUAUAAUUUGGAGCGUUUUUCAAGCAUCAAGUCAUCAUCUACAUAUUUUGAAAACUCCUUUGCCCCACCACCAUUUUCCGUUAUCGACGACCAAUAUGAAUUGCCAAAGCCAUAUCAUUACACUUGUGAUGAGGAACGUUGCGUACCCAACACCUAUGCAAUGAGUCCAUGUUCGCCACCGCCGCUGCCCAAACGAAAUCCUAGCGUUACGUCGUCGAUGGUCGCAAGCCGUACCUCAAAAAUCGAUUAAGAAGUGUCAGAA
Messenger RNA from Anastrepha ludens (Mexican fruit fly), 2664 nucleotides. RefSeq lists its product as uncharacterized. The transcript has 5 exons. The record is from RefSeq and is a predicted model, not a curated record. Gene Ontology annotation, molecular function: protein binding. The coding region runs from base 1 to 2652 and encodes 883 amino acids. NCBI's taxonomy places the organism in Eukaryota, Metazoa, Arthropoda, Insecta, Diptera, Tephritidae. Gene Ontology annotation, cellular component: plasma membrane.